GGCACCAGCAGAGCUGUGUGGGGAGCUGGCACUUCUCUUACUCUGCUCUUCACAAGCAUUACGUUCACUGUGAAAACCCAGAGCCCGUCGGCAGGCUGAGCCGGUCGGGGUGGAGCGGCAGGACGCGGCUCCGGCCCCUCCCCGGCGCUGACACUAACCUGGUUAGCCGGGAUGAACGGCCACAAUAAAGUCGCCUUUCAAUACGCUUGUCAAAUGAUCAUCCGGUGCAAGAUAAACUAAUCUCCCAGCCCACCCCCGACGUGUCUCUGGAGCCUCCAUUAACUCCCCUAAAUGUCCAGCCAAUCACUGCACGACAGCUUCCUCCCCGCCUGGCUGGGCCGGGGGGCCGGCGUGGUUGGGGGGGCGGAGGGGGGCAGCUAGAGAAAUGGUCUCAAUUUCCAUCCGCCCUGCGGGGAGCACCAGGUCCCAUCUGCCUGGCGCACGUUGGGCCCUAAUCAGAUUGGGCCGAUUAGCGCAUUGCGACGCCCUGAGCCACCCAGGGCAGGGGCUAUAAAGGCGGCUCCCUCGGCCCCAGCUGGGCGUGAGCUGCCCGGCCGAUCCCCCAGCCAUGAGCAGCAUCGCGGCCGUCGGGGAGAGCUACCAGAAGUUCAACCCCAGAGCCUACCUGCAAAACAACUACAUGCCCCCCCGGGCCGACUUCAGCUCCGAGGACUGCGUGGUGCCCUGGAAGCUGCGGUGCCUGGCCGAGGCCUUCGCCACAGGGGACAUCCACGGCCGCACCCUGAUCGACAUCGGCUCCGGCCCCACCAUCUACCAGCUCCUGAGCGCCUGCGACCACUUCGAGGAGAUCAUUGCCACCGACUACCUGGAGGUGAACCGGGAGGUGCUGCGCCAGUGGGUGCGGGGCGAGCCCGACAGCUUCGACUGGAGCCCGUACAUCAAACACGUCUGCCGGAUUGAGGGCAAAGGGGAGCAGUGGAAGGAGAAAGAGCAGAAGCUGAGAGGGAAACUGAGGCAGAUCCUUCCCAUCGACGUCCACCAGCCCGAGCCACUGGGCUCCCAGUUGUGCCAGCCGGCCGACGCCCUGGUCUCCACCUUCUGCCUGGAGGCGGUGAGCCCUGACCGGCUGAGCUUCGAGAGAGCCCUGCGUAAUGUCACCACCCUGCUGCAGCCCAGGGGCCACUUCCUCCUCAUUGGCGCCCUAGAGGAGUCUUUCUACCUGGCCGGUGAGGCCAAGCUCUCAGUGGUGCCGGUGAGCGAGGCCGACGUCAAGGAGGCCUUGAGCAAGAACGGCUACCACAUCCACGACUUCCGCUCCUACCUCAUGCCGCCCAGCCUGAAAAUCGGCGUGGAUGACGUGAGUGGGGUCUUCUUUGUCCACGCACAGAAGCAGCCUGUGGCCUGA
This is a messenger RNA of Terrapene triunguis (Three-toed box turtle), 1366 nucleotides long. RefSeq names its product phenylethanolamine N-methyltransferase (gene PNMT). Bases 569 to 1366 code for a protein of 265 amino acids. The record is from RefSeq and is a predicted model, not a curated record. Gene Ontology annotation, cellular component: cytosol. NCBI's taxonomy places the organism in Eukaryota, Metazoa, Chordata, Testudines, Emydidae. Gene Ontology annotation, molecular function: phenylethanolamine N-methyltransferase activity. The transcript is spliced from 3 exons.